AUGUCGGACGCAAAUAUGGAAGAUCUUGAUCUGCCCAUUGCCAUUCGGCGCUCUCGUCGAAGCACACCAGCUGUUUCGAUCAAAGCUGAGGAGACAACCGAGACUAUUGUCCCCAAAACUCCCGGCCGAAGGAAGCGGAGAGUCCGCUUCUCCGACCCUGGUCCUUCAUCUGGGUUGACACCCAUGAUGCGCCGGACAGGAGUGGCUACGCCUCGGCGUCGACACUCGGGCACUCCUCUGCGCAACUCCAGCCCGGCCCCUUCGUCGACGGGCCAAUCCCGAACCGAUGCCAACCCUUUCCUGGCGCCGAUUCGCCAGACAAUUGAAGGCCGUGUUGAGAGAAAAGCAAGGCGAAGCAAAUUCCGCGACAUGAUCAACAAGAUGGAGCUGCAAAAGAAGAAGCUGGUGCAGUUCUCCCGGACCGAGAUUGACAAGCUCAAGAGCCAGAUGAAGUCCAAGGAUGCCGAAAUCCACGAGCUGCAGAACGCUACCAUUAUCAUUGACACUGAGCGGAUCUGGGACCUUGAGAAGCAGGUGGAGGAGCUGCAGCAUGAGCUCGAUCAGCGUGCCCCAACAGAGAUCAACGAGGGCCGCACAUAUGACUGGACAAUGGCUGCACGAGACCCAUUCACACAAGACGGGUACUUCGAUAUGGAUCUCGACGGUGACCACUUUGGUGACGCCACCCAGGCUCAGCUUCAAGUCGGCACUCCGUCGAGAGCUCGUUCAUCAUUCCCCACGCCACCAGCGACAAGUCCCGUUCCCAUGUCACCCUCUUCGCAAUUCUGUCGCGAACCACAGACACCAACUUCACAUGCGGCCGUUCAAGCGUGCUUCCCAGACCCUGAGCGCGAGGGCCUAGAAGAGCAAAUAUCUUCGCUGCAACUUGAACUCUCCAAACUCACAACUAUCUUGGAAUCAUACAAAAACUUCCAGACGCGCCUGAAGGACCGCCUGUCCGUUGCUGUUCCGGAGGCCAUGGACACAACGGUCUCGGGCGCAAGCUUGGACAGCAUUGAGCAGCAGAUUCUCCGCAUGUUGGAAGACAUGACAGAUCGUACUGCCGCUCUUGAACAGCUCUCGAAUAGCAUCGGUGAUAUUGGCUUCCCAGGAAAAGAUGCAGAGCAGAUGCUCGCGUCCAUUGUCUCGGGUUUCCGUGGCGCCAGACUCGAGCUUGAAUAUCUCACGCCAGGCGAAAUCACCUUGCCCCUCACGUCUCAUGGGGCAGAGGUUCUCGACUUGAUGCUGACAAACCUGCGCGAUCUCGCCAGGCGCGUCAAGGAGGGCGAGGACAGCAUCGACGAGUACCACGCAAUCGAGCAGUCUCUUCGCAAGCAGCUCGACGGCCGUGUCACCGCCAUGGAUCAGCUCAAAACACAGCUGGCCAGGGGCGAGAAGAUUAUCCGAGCGGCCGACACUCGCAUUCACGAGCUCGAAGUCGCCAACCAGAGGCUCAAGGGCGCCAUCGACACUUACGACCGCGACAUGAAGGAGCUUGAGAGGCUCGUGCAGAAGACGGACGAGGAAAAGACGGCGGUGGCAAAGGACCACGACGCUGAAAAGGAAAAGGAUGUCCAGAUCAUCGAGUCCAAGGACAAGGCCAUUGCAGAGCUGGAAGACAAGAUCAACGAGGCGGUCCGGCAAGCAGAGCAGCUGCUGCAGGACAUGUCGGACGAGCAGGACAAGCACACCCGGCACGUCGUCAAGCUCAACCAGUCGCACGGCCGCGGCCUCGCCCUCCGCGACGCGCGCGUCAUGGAGCUCCGCACCGAGAUUGACCGCGUCAACGAGUCCCUGCGCGAAUCGCACGACACCAUCCGCGCCCUGCGCGUCGAGAACGGCGGGCUCAAGUCCGAGAUGCGCGCGCAGCAGACAAAGGCCAAGGCGGCCAUGGACUCGAUGCAGGAGGAGCUUCAGCGCGUCCUGCAGAUGAGCCAGGACUUUCUGCACACGCCCAAGAGGAAGCGCCCCGCGAAUGGCGAUGGCAACGGCGAGGGCUGCUCCGGCGACGGGCCGGUCGUCCGCCCGGGCAGGCUGCUGAGCGGAGAGCUGGCGCGCCGCGCCUCGAGCACCAAGGGCCGCAGCAGACGCCCGGACAGCGGUGUCGGGCUGCUGGAGGAGGAGGAGUGCGACAUGUUUUGA
Akanthomyces muscarius is the source of this 2142-nucleotide messenger RNA. RefSeq lists its product as uncharacterized. Bases 1 to 2142 code for a protein of 713 amino acids. The record is from RefSeq and is a predicted model, not a curated record. NCBI's taxonomy places the organism in Eukaryota, Fungi, Ascomycota, Sordariomycetes, Hypocreales, Cordycipitaceae. The transcript has a single exon.